GUUUGGUUGCUCUAUCGUCAUCAGAAAACCACGCCAUAUUGGCGUUUCCGGGUCGACAAAAAGGCCAUAUUCAGAUCGUAGAUCUCAAUACCUUCCAUGCUACCACGGCUGUGACUAGAAACAACACUGCCUUUCCUACAAACUCAUCGUCGUCUUCUUCAUCCUUUCCACCACAUCAUAGACGUUCUUCAUCGUUUGGUG
Messenger RNA from Racocetra fulgida, 201 nucleotides. The record is from the annotation of a GenBank genome assembly. NCBI's taxonomy places the organism in Eukaryota, Fungi, Glomeromycota, Glomeromycetes, Diversisporales, Gigasporaceae.